This is a messenger RNA of Rotaria sp. Silwood2, 1165 nucleotides long. The record is from the annotation of a GenBank genome assembly. Lineage: Eukaryota; Metazoa; Rotifera; Eurotatoria; Philodinida; Philodinidae.
ACAGAAUAUGCUACUCUUUGUCAUGUCAAAAGAUAAAAACUGCAUAGUUUCGAUGUCUACGAUGUUGUUAGGCAUCUGUUUCAGUGACAGAGAGAUAAUAGAAUCGUCCACACAUUAUCUGAUAUCAACAAUCCGUCGUUAUAGUGAAAUGAUCAAAGGGAACCCAAUCAGUCAGAUAUUUUUACACCAGAGUAUUGGAGCUUAUGAGGAUGAUAUAUCAAUAUUCUUUUCACUGAAGCGCAUCAACAUUCUCAAAGGUCAGAUAUCGUGGAGAAUUCGAUAAAUUGGAAAACACGAAACUUGAAACGUCUAAUUUCUGUAUAAGAGGACACAUAUCUCGUUUAGACAGAUCUCAAAGACUUUUCUUCUCCUUUGUGCUGGGCAGAUUUGAAGGCUUCUAUAUGCCUAAUAAUGCGAUCAUCGUGUUGUCGAUAUGAAUGAUCCAUCGAGGAGCGACUUGUUUUGCUAUCUAUCUACCAACGACAAAAUCACUGCGAAUGGUAUUUUUGAUCUAAAACAUCAAAAAUAUGAUCAAGAGAAGUUUUCUUGGAUAUGCAUAGAUAGCACACGUGGAGAAGUUUAUAAUGUACAGAAAAAGUUAAUAUGAAGAUACAAACUGUGCAUAUACUUUCUGAGUCCUUCGUAUGUGUGUAAAAGUAGAAUAUUCAAUGGUCAAUUACUUUAUAUUUAUUUUCAUUUCUUCUGUUUUUUAUUCUUAUUUUGUUGCUCGAGGAUUUUUUUGAAAAUGUUUACCCUUAAUGAAGAACAACGCUGAUAUAUCGUUAAUGAGUCGGAAAAAGGCUCGAAAAGUGUCUCACAAAUAGCACGUUUUCUUAACUGUCACAUUUCUACAAUAUAUCGUGUUAUUAAUUGUUAUCGUUGCCAUCAUAAUGUAAACUAUGGACAUGAUGUUGGUCGUUUACCUGCAUUCGGUUCAAAACAAAUCAAACAACUUGAUCGAGCCAUACAAAAAUAUCGAUCGGCUACUGCCGCUGAAUUAUUAUCAAUCACGAACUUCAAUACUACCGAACGCGCGAUACAACGUUAUCGACUAUCUCUUGGUUAUCGUCCUCGCAAGUCUAUCGUUAAAGUCAAAAACAAUAAUAUCAAUGAACAAAAGCGUUAUCAAUUUGCUCUAUUGCAUUAUCGUGAUCGUUAUCGAUAA